AUAUGUUUCAGCUUUAUAUUUUUUGUAAUUGGGAUAGUAGGAAUUGUGGGUAACGGAUUGGUGAUGUAUGCGAUUCUAUGUGAUAACAAGAUGCGGGCGUCUGGAACCAACUUACUGAUUACGAACUUGGCGUUUGCUGACAUCUUAAUAAUGAUAUUUGGUAUACCAGAAAUCGUCCAGUUUAUGAUAAACAAAGGUUGGAUAUUAGACACUAUAUCGUGUAAAACUAACAGAUAUAUUUUAGUAACAAGUUUAUAUGGAUCUGUAUUAACAUUAAUGUCUAUCUGCAUAGAACGGUAUAUUGGAAUAAUACAUCCUAUAAAAGCUCAUAUACUAUGUAACAGACGACGAAUCGUGGUUGUGAUAGCCUUAAUAUGGCCCUCAUCGUGUUUAGCAGGAGCACCAACUUUAAUCUUUAAUCAAAUUUUACCAGGACACCCCAACCUACCUGGAUUAAAAUACUGUAUGUUAUCAUUUCCACAGAAUCCAGAUUUAUAUUUUCUUGUGUUUAAAUACACAGAAUUCGGAUUAUUUUAUGUUUUUCCAUUAAUGAUACAAGUGGCGUUAUAUUGUAUUGUAGCCAAACACCUAUUUAUGGGAUCUGAAAAAUUACACCGGCGUUUAACAGUGCUGGAUGAAAAUGGUUUUGCUAAAGAGCGAUCGUCUGAAGCGGUGCAAGCUCGGAAAGGAGUAGUGAAAAUGUUAAUCAUGAGUGUUGUGGUGUAUUUUGUCAGUUACUCACCUCACCAAGUUUUGUUGGUAUACAAUACCUUUAAUCCUAAACAUUUUCACGACAAUUGGACAUUUAGAGUGUUUGUGAUGAUAAUAGCCUACAUCAAUUCGGCUGCCAAUCCUAUUUUAUACAGUAUAUUUAGUCAAAACUUUAGA
This is a messenger RNA of Lottia gigantea (owl limpet), 888 nucleotides long. RefSeq lists its product as hypothetical. The transcript is spliced from 2 exons. NCBI's taxonomy places the organism in Eukaryota, Metazoa, Mollusca, Gastropoda, Lottiidae. Gene Ontology annotation, biological process: G protein-coupled receptor signaling pathway. Gene Ontology annotation, molecular function: G protein-coupled receptor activity. The annotation marks the transcript as partial. Gene Ontology annotation, cellular component: membrane. The record is from RefSeq and is a predicted model, not a curated record.